Amoebophrya sp. A120 is the source of this 14600-nucleotide messenger RNA. The record is from the annotation of a GenBank genome assembly. Lineage: Eukaryota; Dinophyceae; Syndiniales; Amoebophryaceae.
AUGAUGUUGACCGCGGUAGUACUUAGCAGCUCUUGCAGCUAGCAGAGCUAGAUGUCUUCUUCUAAGUAGCGAUCAAACUAGUUGCGAAGCCAAUGUGGUACGAACAGCAUCAGGUAGUUCUUGACGAAAGUAAAUGAGUUUCAUCAACAUGUUGAAAUCUUCAAGAUGAGACGUCGGAGGUGGUGUGCAACAAGCCGGAAGCUCUUUCUACUCCGCACCAUGCCAGGUCUCUCGUCCCACCUGUCGCGGCUCCUUCUCUCGACUAGUAGCCUUUCGGCGCUAGAAGUCGAAGUAAAAAACCUCCUCCUUGUUGCGGCCCUUGACGUUGGCGGUCCAGAGCAGGAUGAAACUAUUCCCCCUUCUGACGAGCAGAGUAGCAUUGUUGAAGAGGAUUUGCCAGCAGGACCUGCUGGUGCUGAUCUAUUCGCCACUAGUAGAGCUGCAUCUUCUGUAAUAAGUCUUGGCGAGGGACGAGGUACUUCUAGUCCUCUAGCUGCGCAGCAGGAGACUAAGAACGAGGAAGAAGAGGUCGCCGGGCAUGCUGCAAUCCAGCUGAACGACCUUGACAACAACGACCUCGAUGCGCUGACAGUGGAAAAAAACCUCGAGGAGUUGCUUUAUGCUGAACAGAAUGUGAUAUGGAUUGCAAAAAUGCUUGGGUCUGGAAGGACGCGAACUUGUAAUGCUGUCUUUGGAUUCCAAAAAAAUCUGUAUUGCAUGACCAGCAACAGGACUCCAGUUUGUGUUACGUGGAGAGGGCAUUUCUCAUGCGGAAUAGGCACUAGGAAGCCCUCUAAAAAUCUGCGUUGCUAGAUCAUGCAUUAGAGGCAUCAAGCAUCAUACAUAACAUGCAUGACAAGUCUGGCACUCUUCCAGACCCAGACACUUUUGCAUUUGAUAUGUGAAUGAAGAUCUUGGUAGAAGUUUCCCAGAGCCAGACGAGGACGAAUUUUUCGGCAGCGGCAGUAGUACCUCCAGCAGCGUUAUCAAAUGUAAAAAUGUCUGGGUCUGGAAGAAUGCAACUUGUCAUGCUAAAUCUGAAGCAUGCAAAUAUCUGUGUUGCAUGAUUGCCAAAAGUCGUCCAGUUUUGACCAAGUCCGGAGGGAGUUUCUCGUGCAGGAUAGGCAUGAGAGAGAUCGCGCCGAAUCUGUCAUGCUAGGUCCUGCAUUCCAGACCUCAAGGGUCAUGGAAAAGCUGCAUGACAAAUCUGACAAUCUUCCAGACCCAGACAUAUUUGCAUUGGAUAAGCGUCGGGAUUCUGGAUGAAAAUGCGGAAUUUUCCGAACCGGAAGAGGACGGUGCCGCCUCGUCGUUCACACAAAUGGCGGGCAGCAAGCCGCUAUCCUUCAACAAGAGAGGAUCUUCGACAAGAAAGUCAAAUCCAUCUGCAGAGGUAGGAGCGUUGUCACAUGCAUCUCCAGGAAGUAGAACAUCAGGAGCGGAGGCUGCUGCUGCACGAGAUGAAGUUCUUGGGAACAGUGGUACUGGAGCAGGAGGCGACCACGAUUUUAGUAUUUUCCCUGACGACGAGGACGACCACGACGACCUCCUUGCUUCCUCUAAUUUAUUUCCCGCGGAAAAUGAAGAUGUAGGUGACCUGGUACUAAACGCAACCGGCACCACAUUUCUCCAAAAUAAACAAACCAUUUUAUUGGGGGAGAAUCAAGGAGAAGCAUUGUCUAUGCGGAAGCAAGCAGAUAAGUUAUCAAAUGCAAAAAUGUCUGGGUCUGGAAGAGUCGGGACUUGUCAUGCACAUUUUGCAUGACCCGUGAGGUCUGUGAUGCUGGUGCUAGCAUCACAGAUUUUUUGAGUGCUUCUUAAAUGAUGCUAAUUACGCAUAAGAAAUGCCCUCUCCGCGUGCCAAGAACUGACUCCUCAUGCUGCUCAUGCAACACAGAUAUUUUUAGAAUCCGCAGACAGCAUUACAAGUUGCAUUCUUGUUCCAGACCCAGACAUUUUUACAUUUGACAGAAGUCGCGGAUGAACAACGGGAAGACCACAGAGAGACGAGAAGGCGACAAGGAUGACGAAAAAGAGAGGUCGCGGGGGCGCACCAGCAGGGGCGGUGGCAGAAACCGGUCGCGGUCUCGAACAAGCAGAGAAGAUGACAAAGACGAUCGUCGUCGGCGUCCCGCUCGGCGCGAGGGAAGGAGCAGGAGCCGCGAGCGGGAGCGAAGCAGUGCGACGCGUCGCGACCGAGAACGGCCUAGAAGCCGAGAAAAGCCGCCAGCCCGGCCACCUCCGCGACCGCGCAGGCCCCCUCCGCGGCCGCCUGGUUACAAUCGAGGACCCCCACCACGGUAUCCGCCACCUCCCGGGCCGCGUGGUGUCCCUCCUCCGCAGGAACAGUCAGCUGCAGAGCCAGCUCCGGCUCGCACCACGCGGGCGAAAUCGAAGCCGAAGCCCCCACCGGUGGACAAGGAAUUGGUUCGCGACGAAGCACGCACGGCGGUGCAGACGGCCUUGACGCAGGGCAUGACAAAGCAGAAAGAAAAGCAGUCCAGUUACGAGCAACAGUCUUCCAGCAAAACGGCCUACAUCCUGGAAAAGGACCUGUGGAGCGCGUACUUUUCCGACUCCGUGCGAACACUGGCGAACUUGGAAAUCCUGCCGCCCGUGUGUCCCAAAAAUUGCGGCGAGGAAGGUAUUAUGCAUUGCAAAAAUGUCUGCGUCUGGGUCUGGAAGGAUGCAACUUGUAAUGCUAAUUCUGGAUCGUGCAAAAAUGAAAAUCUGUGUUGCAUGAAUGCCAAAAGCUGUCCACUCUUGACCAAGUUGAGAGGAAGUUUCUCAUGCAGAUUAGGCAUGAUAGGGAUCUCACAGAAUCUGUCAUUCUAGGUUCUGCAUUCCAGACGACAUGGAUCAUGGAAAAUCUGCAUGACAAGGCUUGGAAUCUUCCAGACCCAGACAUGUUUUCAUUUGAUAGGUGUGGAGUGCUCCUUGGAAGACUUCGCUGACCUCGAACUCCGCUGCGCGGGAUAUGGCGUUCUCAAAUGUUACAUUCUCAACUGUUACAUGAUUUGUCAUGCAAAAUUCGAGCCAGAAUCGUCGCGAUCAAGCUGCUUCGCAUGACAAAUUCUCGAAGUGCCAAAUAGGCUAAAAAUCUGUGCCAAAUCUGUCAUGCAAAAGGCGCAAUCUUUCCCCUUUUAGUUUUCCCAUGCUUGCAUCACAAACUCAUGUAACAGUUGAGAAUGUAACAGUUGAGAACGCCAUACGGGAAACUCCAAGCCGCUAAAACUGGCGGACCCCCAAGGCUGGCUCCACGUUUCGUUUGACGGGAAACCGUAUGAAAUGCAAAAGUGUCUGGGUCAGGGUCUGGAAGAUUGCGAGACUGUCAUGCUGAUCUGGCGUGACCCUUAAAUCUGUAUUGCGUGGCCACAAACAGCCUCUCUCGCCUGUCAUGCAAAAACGCAGUUUCUCAUGCGGAAUACGCAGCACAGAAGCACGAAGCAACUUGUCAUGCUCGGCGGCGCAUUACAGUGCAUUUGUUAUUGACUGACUUGCAUCACAAGUUUUCAGACCCAGACAUUUUUGCAUUUGAUAAACCGAAAGUGCAGACUUUGCAGCGGAAAAACGUGGAAGUCACCUUGGCGACCGAGGCGAAGAGCAGGCUCGCAGGGCUCGCGAACUGGUUUUCCGGUACGCGUUCCGAGGUGGCGAAUAUGAAAUGCAAAUAUGUCUGGGCGGUCUGGGAGAUUGCAACAUUCGUCAUGCUAGUCUGGCAUGCCUCUGAACUCUGUAUUUCAUGGCCGCUAAGAGGAGCUCCGCCUCCCUGUCAUGCAAAAACGCAGUUUCUCAUGCGGAAUAUGGAACUCAGAACCAUGAAAAAAACCUGUCGUGCUUGGCAGCGCAUUGUAGCGAGCUCACUAUUCCCUUCCUUGCAUUACAAGUUUCCAGACCCAGACGUAUUUGCAAUGCAUAGCGAAAGCAGAGCUGCAAGACACCUUCAAGAAGGACAAGAGCUUUCACGAGCACCUGGUUGGGGUGUCCCCGACUCAAUUCCUCGCCGCGAUGCUCAAGUCGUGGAAAAACGCCCCGGACCCGUUUGGAAGGAACGGAUUCGAUAUGGAUUGCAAAAGUGUCUGUCAUGCUAAAGCCGAAUCAUGCAAAAAUCUGUGUUGCAUGACUGCCAAAAGCUGUCCACUUUCGACCAAGUUGGGAGGGAGUUUCUCAUGCAGGAUAGGCAUGACGGAGACCUCACAGACGCUGUCAUGCUAGGUCCCGCAUGCCAGACCUCAUGGGUCAUGGAAAACCUGCAUGACAAGUUUACACCCUUCUAGACCCAGACAUAUUUGCAGUUGAUAUUCGAUCCCUUCGCCUCGCAGGAGACGUUUCUGAACAGUUUGAAGAGCGUAUUACAGUGAAAAAUGCGCCCACGACCCCAGAACUUGGAAGUAAGUAUUUGUAUUGCAAACCUUUCCAACGGAAACAUUCGCCGUCUUGCAUGUAUCAGCAUCACAGAUUUUCAAUCGUGAAUAGAAAAAAUCUGUAUUGCAAAAGAUCCCAGCAAGAGUGGCGCUUGUCAUGCAAGCGAUGCUGUAUGCGACUAGACUCUGCAUCAGAAAGAUUCAUAGUCCGUUCAUGCAAGACAAAAAGUUUUCAUUUGGAAACUUCGCAUCACAAACACAAACUUUCGGGGUGGGGGCAUCUUUCCGUUUGAUAGAGCGGCCGGGAAUUCUGUUGGUUUGAGUCGCUCUCUAUCAAGUGUAAGAAUGUCUGGGUCUGGAAGAGUGCAUGUUUGUCAUGCUUGUCUGGCAUGACUCUCAAAUCUGUCAUGCACGUUACCCAAGAGCGCCAUUUUUCUGUCAUGUAGAAACGCAGUUUGUCAUGCAGAAUAGGCAACACCUAGAAGCUCAGAAACUUGUCAUGCUGAGCGAGCACCUGUGGCCUCCUCAUGAUACGCCACCCAGCAUCACAAGUUUCCAGACCCAGACACUUUUGCAUUUGAUACUCUCCAUGAUGCAGUUCGGCACAGACUGGCAAGGCGACUGGCGAGGUACGGGAAGAAAUGGGAAGUCCAGCCUGCCACUUUACCCAACGCCGACGCUGGAGAUCCGCCCGGGCAAGGAGUGCAUGAAGGAAGACAAGGACAUCCUGCAAAAUAUCCUGUGUAAAAACGUCCCCACCCCAGAGUUGUUAUGCAAAUUUGCAAUGACAGGAGCGCUUGUAAUGCGCUUCCCCAUAACAGGCAUUUUCAAUCGUGUUUUCGCAUUUGUAAUGCUGCAAACAGAAUAAGCAGAUGGAUUUGUGAUGCGGAUGUCCUUGCUAACAUGCACUACACUGCGGACUGCAACUUGUCAUGCGUGGCUCCCACAACUUCUGGAUUUGUGUUGCUAAGUUCCCAAAUUGAUUAUGGGGCGGGGACGUUUUUACAUAUGAUACAAAAGAUGAACGACGCUAAGGCGGCCAAGGAAGAAAGUUGGCACGGCGCGGUGCAGAAUCGCUACCAGAGCAUGCAGCGAUACUUUGGGGGCGGCUCCACCAGUGAGGAAGGCGUCAUUGUAUCAAAUGCAAAAAUGUCUGGGUCUGGAAGAAUGUAAGCUUGUCAUGCAGGUUUUCCAUGGCCCAUCAGGUCUGGAAUGCGGGACCUAGCAUGACAGUGUCUGUGAGGUCUCUGCCAUGCCUAUCCUGCAUGACAAACUCCCCCGAAACUUGGUCGAAAGUGGACAGCUUUUGGCACUUAUGCAACACAGAUUUCUGCAUGAUUGGGAUUUAGCAUGACGAGUUGCAAUCUUCCAGACCCAGACAUUUUUGCAAUCCAUACAUUGCGGGGAGCGACAAAAUCCCGUUUGAGACAAAUGUGGCCGAUUUGGUAUUUCUGCGGCCAACGGACCAAAUGGUGCUUUCUCCGAAGCUGAACAUGCGGGAGUUCCGGCUUUUCACGGGGAAUGGGAAGUUCGCCUCUAUACAAGUCGAAGUUCUCGGCGAAAUUCGGUUGUACCGAUCAGAAGGCAGCAAUCGCGCAGCAAGGCCGUUGUUUUCGAAGUGGUACCUUGCUCCGGGCGCAGGUGGGAACAGGCAGAGUCCGCCGAACUCGCAGCUGUUAUCCUCUGCAAACGUAUUGUACUUCGUAGUAAUUGCAACUCUGCAUGAGCAUGACCAAUCUGAUCUCGCGUGUAAGGUACGCCAGCAACACAAAUCCCAUUUUAUUUCAUGUUGAGCAAAUUUGUAUAGGUAAUUGCCACUGAUACGAUGCUUUUGCAAUGCAUAGCUGUCCUACACUUCCAAUCUGCUGCAAGGAGAGAACAAUGCGCAAAAGAUGCAGCUUACCGUCAACCAGCCGAUCCCCUCGGGAGAGAAGUGUCCGGUGCAGCUGCAGUUAAAAAGUAGCAGCCAGCUCGGGAAGGCGGAAGACGAACAGUUCAUCGAAGAUCUGGAAGAUGCUACUGCGCUCGUCGCGGUCAAACCCAUUCUCCUGUGGCUCCUGCAUGACCCGCUCUGCGAGUCCCUGCGGCGCACUGGACUCGAGCGAACGGCAAACGGUUUUGAUCCUCUCGUGUCUGGAGAAAUUCUGCCGGCCGCGUCUUCGUUCGUCGAGGAGAACGUAGAAGAACAAGAAGGGCUGCAACGUGAAGAACUGCAACAGGAGAAAGAAGAAAAACGCUCGUCUCACCGUCUCCGCGCGGCCGCGUGUGGUGCGAGACAGGGUCCCGGGGCGGGCGCGCUGGGUAUCAAAUGUAAAAAUGUCUGGGUCUGGAAGAUUCUGACACUUGUCAUGCACGUUUUGCAUGAGCCAUGAUGUCUGUGAUGCAUCCCCUAGCAAUACAGAUUUUUUGAGGGCUCCUUGAUGCGUAUUCCGCAUGACAAGUGCCUUCUCAGCGUAGCAAAAAUUGCCUUUCCUUAGGUACUCAUGCAAUACAAAUUUUUUUGGAAUCCAAAUGCAGCAUCACAAGUUGCAUUCUUCCAGACCCAGACACUUUUGCACUUGAUACUGGGCAAGGCGGUGCAAAAGUUGAAGGCGCUGGCGGCGAAUUUUGCGUCAGACAAUCCGCUGGAGAAAUACCAAAAAUUCGGCACGAAAAAGGAGUUCUACGUGACCGCGCACUCCCCGACUCCGGCGGGCACUGCCCCUCCCGCGACCCUUCCGACCCCGGCUUUGCGACGAAUGAACAGUGAGAUGACCGGGCUGGAACGCGCGCUACACUUGCUCUUUGACCACACCAGCAAGCAGAACCUGUUUGAAGGCUUGAAAAUUGCGGCGCAAGCGAACCACGCGCGGGCAAGGCUGUACGAGAAACAACUGGCCGACCACUUGGCAAGGCAAAACAAGGCCCCGCCGAAGCCGGUGCCCAAGCCGAGUUGGUGGACGCGGGCGGCCGCGGGUCUGCGGAACAGGUUUGGGGACGACAAACAGCAGGACUUCGAAUAUCUCACGAAAAAACUGUUUCACUGUGAUUAUUUAUUUGCAAGUUUUGCAUCACAAGUUUGUUCUACAUCACAAAGGAAGUUUGCAGCCAUGCGAGCUUCCUAAGGGAAAACACGACUAAAUAAUGCAUUUUCUGGCAUGUGUAGCAAGACAGACACUUUUGCGAUGCACUUUCUGCAUGAGAAACAGUUCUUUCUUGCGAUAUCGAACUAAAAAAGAUCAAUCUUGAAUGGGAUUUCGACUCCAUGAAAAAAUACGCGGUCCACAUGCUAUAUGCAGUGCACAAGGAUCGUACUCGUACUAAUUGCGUUUAUGCAUUACAAAUCUUUUUCUUAUCCGCAUUGCAAAUUCAAUUUGUAAUGGCUAAGGCAAUUUGUAAUGCAAUUUAUACUAGUAAGAUGCUUUUGCACUGCAUAUGCUACACCCGAAACGGGAAUUUGAUUUUUCGAGCAACCGACCACAAGACGGCAACCAGGUCCACGCGGACAAAGUUCUCUCCGACUACGACUCUGUGACUACCGGUAGCGGGCGCAACGUGUACGAUUUUGGGCCGAACAACCUACCCCCGGUGCGGCUUGCGAGGUUGAUGCGGUUUCUGCAGUACAGCAAUUAUGGCCUAGCGGUGGCAGCGAAGCAGAAAAUUACCCCGGGAUCCUUCCCGGGCACGGAGCCGGGUCUGGGCCCGGGCCCCGUGGCGAUGAUCAAAGAUCCGUUCAAAAUCGCGUCGCCAUUCGACACGAACGAAAUUCUGGAGGGCCCGGGAGAAAAAUCGGACAAGACACUGAUUUUGAACUAUUUUAAGCGCAACAAAAUACCGAUGAUUGACAUCCAGGACGGCAUAUCAAAUGCAAAAAUGUCUGGGUCUGGAAGAGUGCCAGACUUGUCAUGCAGAUUUUACAUGACCCAUGACGCCUGUAAUAGAUACCCUGGCAUCACAGAUUUUUAGCGGGCUUUCUGAUGCCUAUCCCGCAUGAGAAAUGCCCUCUCCAUGUAGCACAAACUGGACCCCUCGUCUUGCUGGUCAUGCAAUACAGAUUUUUUCAAAAUGCAGAAACAGCAUCACAAGUUGCAAUCGUCCAGACCCAGACACUUUUGCAUUUGAUACGGCAUGCGCCGGGUGAUGGACGCGAGCGAAGACAUCGGGAACUCGUUCGAUCUAUCCUAUGUAAAAACGUCCCCACCCCAUAGUUCUUGUCAUGCAAAUCUGCAUGGUAAAAUGCACCUCGUUUGUGUAAGAGAUUUCCCUUCGUAAGAAAUAAGCACUUCGUAAAACGUAUCGCCAUUGCCCUCGCUCAUGUAGAAAUACCAAGCAGAUACUACAACAGACUAGCAGCGUGCGGGGGGAGACCAAUGUGGUCUCCCCCCGCCCGCUGUGACUAUUAAAAAACACACCAGAGAACUUCUUUUUUUCCAGCAGAGGCUGGUCGUGGGUUGUGGGGAUGAGAAAUAGAAACAAUAUGCUAGCACGAUUUGGAGUCAGCCGCAAGCUCUUUAAGAUUUCCGCUUCGCUUUAUUUCAGUUUUACAGCACAGACAAGCAACUAGAUACAGACUAACAGACACUAAGUUCAGAAGAAAACACUACGAAAAGCGAAGAUCUGCCUGCUAGCGCGGACAUACGAUACGCACGCGGGGGAGGAGGGGGAAAACGCAAGCGAAGCGAGAACAAGACGCGCAGUACAAUGGGCUGGAGCAGAGGACAAGAGCAGAUAGUAAGAAUAUCAAAACAAGAUGAAAAGUGCACGCAUGCACGCGCACUGCUUAACUGUGUGAAAGGUGUCGGCCCUGUUUGACCUGCUGCGGCAGGCAGGUGAAUUCGUAGAACUGCCUCACAUGUUAAGUAACGCACACCGGCCUCCUAGUUUUAGUGAUGAAUUAGUGAGUCCAAUUAGAUAACGAUGAAAAAAUUAGAUAACGAAUGACUAGAAUAACUGAAUGAUGAAAAAUUUAUAUGCGCAGCGGCUUACUGCGCAGCGUCGGUUCGUGCACGUGUGUCGCUCUUCGUUCGUUGUCUCCAGGAGCUUGAUCGUAAAUUCGUGCGCUCCUCCUGCUUUAUAAAAUUCGAUCUUCCCAUCUGCCCCCGUUUUCCCACGUAGAUUUAGAUCUCUACCCUUUUAUAUCUUCUGUCGUUUAGUUUUGUUGUUUUGCCUGACUUGCCUUCUUAGCGCUAGCCCGCGCAUCCCGCGUUCUUGCAGGGGCAGCUGUCUUUUUUUCCGCCUUGCCAGCGGAUUUUGUCGCGGGGAAGAAAGCACUCUGGGUUCAACGGUCCCCGCCCCCCCUCGUCGUGGGUUCAACGGCCCCCAUCCCUAAAGAGACCACUUAGAAAUAAUUCUACAGUAGAUUGCAAAUUUUACAGCGGUCGCCCGUUUUGCAUCGGCCGAGGCUGCACACGCGUCCGGAGUAUUUUUCACUGACGUCCCUCGGCUUGGGUCAUAUGAUGUUCUUCGUCAGGUCGCGCAGCCUCUAUUAAUGCGAUUCGGGUCGGCUGCGCCCUAUGGCUAGUAUCUGUGAUCCAGCUCGUCCAUAUAUUUCGGGUUUCGACCCGAAUAGCGCGCACUAGGCGCAACUAUCUCUUUAUACAGUGGUCUCUCCCUAUCUUUACUAUCUUUCAGUGCAGCGGCUUACUGCACUUAUCGCCCUACGGAGACUGUGAUCUGACCUCCCUCUACCUCCCCUGGUGGACGUCUGCCGCGGCUUACGGCUCUGGACGUUAACUAGGAUCGAGUGCGUUGUGCGGGUUUAGGGUUUUGAAUAUUUAAUUUUGUAUCUCCCACUGCUGCAUGCACCCUGCUGCAGAACUUGUGAUGCAAAACAACCUCCGGGUUGUUCCCGCGCUUCAGGAGUAGUUCUGUUGCGUGCGGGCAGCAGAAGAUGAGUAAUGCUGUUGGUUUAGGGGGUUGAAAAUGUUUGUGCAUGUGUAAUGCAAAAGAUGAAAAAGAUUCGCGCGUGGGAGCGCAUUUUUAAGCACAACGGGCGGGUGCCGUUCCCGCCGUCACACAAUCACAUACAAUACAAUACAACAGAGCGGGGCCCAAUCAAAAAAAAAAAAAAUCUGCAUGGUAAAAUUGUUUCUCAUGCGGAGCCCUAUGGGAAGUGUUUUCUCGUCGUGUUUGGUGGAAAUUUAUGAUGCUUGAAUCAGCAUGCUAGGCUAGGCCUGUGAUGCUGCUGGGGCUAACUAAACAGGAUAAUGCUCCGAAGCCAAAUUUGUCAUGCGCAGCAACCAAAGCUGGUGAAUUUGUCUAGCAGGAUUCUCAUCUUCACUCUGGUGUGGGGACGUUUUUCGAUAGGAUACGAGCGGCAAAUCAACGCGAACGACGUGAAGUCGCAGCAGGGCGGGCGGUUUCAGUGGCUCCACCUCGGGUGGCACCUCACCGCGACGCCCCAGCCCUUGCCCGCUUCGGGAACCACCGCACCAAACGACGUACUGUACGGCAUCCGGCGAAAGGCGAUAGGGGACGAGAUCGCUGACAUCUUGCCGGAAUUCCAGCUGUCGCCCGACACCGCGUUCAGUAUCCACGAGCAGCCGUCGGUAGGCCCACCUGGUGGCACCAAAUUUCUCGAUUUGGGGCAGCAGGUUUUGUCCCCAAUUCCGACCACGUUUCACGUCACGAACUUUUUGACAAAUUUUUGGAAGAAGCAGCCGGUAAAGCAACAGCCGUAUAUAGCCAAGGCGAUUUUGCGGGACGGCUUUGACGAAGACAACGGGUGGCACGAUGGCAUCGUUGUGAAAAUGGGUAGCAAGAAAAAGUUUGACUUCAACGAGGCCCAUAAACCGGUGGAUUCUAUGAGAGUGCACAACUCCUCCUCCCCCUCAUUUGUAUUGCAUGAGCAGCAAUGCAGACACCAGCACACGUCGAGCCUGCACAUGACAAACUCAGUCGCCUAAUGUACUGCUGUUUGGGUUUAUUCCGGAAUCUGUCAUUGAAACAAUGCCACAGGGAAGCACUUGGACUUGGGUUUUUGCAUCACAAGUGAGGGGGUAUCGGGGGGGUUGUGCACUCCUAUAGUUUCCUUCGAGAAGCCGGAAGUGGCGGCGGCCUGGUACCAAGCUUUGAUUGCGUCCAACCCGCUGGCGUCUCCGCGAGGUCCCAACCCCAUGAUGACGUUCAAGAACGGAUAUGCAUUGCAAAAGUUGUAUCGUACUAGGUAGUACAAAUUGCAUAUUUCUCAGCGUGAAAAAUAAAAAUUGAAUUUGUCAUGCUGUUUUACCUUGGAAAUGCGAUUUGUAAUGCAUCACUGCAAUUGCUACGAGUGCGAUACUUUUGCACAGGAUAACGGAGCUGGCGAGCUGAUUUUCGCCAAGAUUGCGGAGUUACUGGCGCUACUGGAACGGUCGUGCUGCGGCGAGAUCGAGUUUUUUUGCGCGAUAUCAACUGUAGAAAUGUCUGGGUCUGGAAGAAUGCAACUUGUCAUGCUGAUUUUGAAUUCUAAAAAAAUCUGUAUUGCAUGGGCAGCAAAGAGAGUCCAAGUUUUGCUACACGGAAAGAGCAUUUGUCAUGCGGUAUAGCAUCAGGAAGCCUCACAAAAUCUGUGAUGCUAGGGCAUGCAUCACAGACAUCAGAAGUCCUGCAAAAUGUGCAUGACAAACGUGGAAAUCUUCCAGACCCAGACAUUUUUACAUUUGAAACGCGAAGAAAAUUGAGACGGUCAUGGUGAAGGACGAGAGCGGCGAGUUUGCGAAGUGGAAAAAGGAAAAGCAGCAGAAGCUCGACGCCGAUGGGAGAACGGCUCUGCGCGGGGGAGCUGCUGCGAGCAGCACGACCGCUGGUGCCAGUACAACAUCGGACGAACCUCCUUUCCCCUACCCCUGGCCGGUGGCAUCGUUCUGUUCGGUGAAAGAGGAGUACGUGCGCAAAUUCAGCCUGGCGCGGGAGUUCAAGGACCCAGGUACUGGCACGAUAUGACAGUGCGCAACUCCCCCUCCCCCUCAUUUGUCAUGCAAAAACCCAAAUCCAGUUGCUCGUUGUGGCGCCGCGUGCAUGACAAAUUCCGGAAAGCCCGAUAGUACUACACUCGGAGCAUGAACCUGUCAUGCACAGGACGCACCUGUACUGGUGUUUGUAAUGCUGUUGAUGCCACGCAAAUGAUAAUGAGGAGGAGGUGGGGGGGUUGUGUACUCUCAUACACGAACGCGUUGGAUGUGAAGCAGUACGAGGUAUUUGGAAUAUCAAAUGCAAAUAUGUCUACUGGGUCUGGAAGUUUGGGAUUUGUGAUGCUAACUCUCGAUCCUACAAAAAACUGUAUUGCAUUACCAGCAAAAGGCGCUCAGAUUUUUGCCACGACCCGGAUCGGGCAUUUCUCAUGCAGGAUAGGCAUGAUGAAGCCUUCGCGAGGGCUGCGAUGCUAGAGAAUGCACCACAGGCAUCGUGGGUCAUGUACUAUAUGCAUGACAAACACCCAACUUUUCCAGACCCAGACAUAUUUGCAAUGCAUAUGGAGACAAAAGCAACAAUAGCAAACCUCCUUCACCGACCGCGUCGCUGUUCACCAUGACACAGCGAAAAAUGUACAAGAACUGCGGGCCGAUCCCCAAUCCCGAGGCAAGGCGGUCGAACUUGGAGGACUUGGUCGGCGACCGGCUGCAGUUUAACACCGGCCAAGCAGUGGAGGAUGAAAAGUGGAUCGAGGCGAUUCGGGCUGUGUUACCAGUCAUUGAAUCGGCGGUGCGGGUGUACGAUGAGGACUACUUUCACAACUUGCACCAUCAGAACGCGCACGACUACAACCUGCGGGCCUCGAACCCGGAAAGUUCGUCGUCCGAGUGCAAAGUGAACAUGAACGAGAAACUUCCGGUCGCAGAAUGGCAAGUGGGGAACAGCUAUCAAAUGUAAAAGUGUCUGGGUCUGGAAGAAUGCAACUUGUGAUGCUGCAUUUGGAUUCCAAAAGAAUCUGUAUUGCAUGAGUACCAAAGGGAAUGUAAUUCUUGCUACGCGAAGAGGGCAUUUGUCAUGCGGAAUAGGCAUCAAGAAGCUCUCAAAAAAUCUGUGAUGCUAGGGCAUGCAUCACAGACAUCAGGGCUCAUGCAAAACGUGCAUGACAAGUGUCAGAAUCUCCCAGACCCAGACAUUUUUGCAAUGCAUAACAGCAACAGCGGGACGCGCGAGUCGAAUCAAGUGCUGAUGAACCCAGAUCUACCUGCCUCCAAGGAUCCCACGGAACCGCAGAACGCCAACCUGCGCGGGUAUUUGGAAAACGAAAACCACCCUCUGUACGACGGGUCUUUCACCUCCCGUGCACUGCAACCGAUCCCAAACUUUUUGAUGAAAAUUAUCCUGAGUAAAAAGAAAAACGUCCCCACCCCAUAGUCAAGUUGGUAAAUCUGCAACACAAAUCUCCAAGGUUUGGGAGUUGUGCAUGACAAGUUUCCAUCUGCAGCGUAGUGCGGUGAGCAAGGGAAGCCGCAUGAGAAUGCCACUUUCUCACCCUGGGUACAGCAUUACAGAUUCCAAAAAACGAUUAGAAAUGCCUCUCAUGGAGAUGCGCAUUACAAAUGUGUCUGUAAUCGCAACUCUGCAUGACAGCCAUGGAGUGGGGACGUUUUUACUCAGGAUACAAAUCGAACAGGAGCUGGACGUCGUCAUUGCCGACCUGGCGGCAAUCACCGGGCUCUUCGGAUUAGCGGUAUCAAAUGCAAAUAUGUCUGGGUCUGGAAGAAUGCAAGACCUGUCAUGCAGAUUUUACAUCACCCAUGACGCCUGUAAUGCAUAACCUAGCAUCACAGGAGAUUUGUUAGAGGGCUUCCUGAUGCCUAUUCCGCAUCAGAAAUGCCCUCUCCAUGUAGCACAAACUGGGCUCCUCUUGCUGGUCAUGCAAUAAGUACAGAUUCUUUUAGAAUGUAGAGACAGCAUCACAAGUUGCAACCUUCCAGACCCAGACAUAUUUGCAUUCGAUAAGCGGCCAGCAGGAACGAGUUGCUGCACUUCAUUCCCACGACGAGAAAAGUGCUGCAGCACCUUGACGAAUUGACGACCAGAAUUGCCACCAUUUUCGAGUACGAGUAUUUGGUGCUGAAGAAAGACGUUUUGGAGCAAUAUGUGGAACUGUUUCAAUACGCAGCCUACGAACGGGUCCGACUGGGAGCGGAGAAGGACAAGAAGCGAAAUGCGGACGGCAGCGUGGUCGGGUAUAGCGGAGCGACCGCGACUACGGGUGGUGCUGGUGGCGCCACUGCUGCUGCGCCCGCGGCAGCGCCGGCCCGAAGCGGGUGGAGUUUUCCGAGACCGGGCGGGUUCCGAUGA